UUCUUUUUCAAACCCGAAUCUCUCCCCCUCUCUCUCUCUCUCUCUCUCUCUCUCUCUCUCUCUCUCUCUCUCUCUCUAUAAACCUUAGGAGAAAGAAGAGAGGUCUUCCAGCCCAACCCACCUGAUUUCUGGUGAAACUAUCAGCCACCGACGUGCCUGAUAUAAGAGAAGUGCACAAGCUUGUUAGAAAAAAGAGCGGUUUUCCGGCUACUUGGUAGUGGUUUCCCGUAGAAACACAGAUGGGUGACAUCCUUACCGACCUUUUCAACGACCCUGGCUUCUGUGACACGUCGGCCUUGGAAGGGCCGUCUUCACCGGAGAACCUCUUCAGCAUCCUUGAGACCCUCGACUGCGUUCCCUGCUCGCCGGAGGUCUCCAUGCCACCCUUUCCUGUGCCACUCCCCAGCGCGAAAUCGGAUGACCGGAACUCCGUCACCAACCGAAAGCCGACUCUGUUGGGCUGUCGCCGAGGGGCCGAACAGGUGGUCUCUGAAGCAGAUGCCGAAGCAAAGCGUAACAGCAGCAAACGGCUUAAGGCAGCGGGACAGAACGCUGUCAAGGAGGAGGUAAUGGCGGACGGCCAACCACGCGUGUCACACAUCACGGUCGAGAGGAACCGAAGGAAGCAAAUGAACGAGCAUCUUUCUGUUCUACGUUCGCUCAUGCCUUGCUUCUACGUAAAAAGAGGGGAUCAAGCAUCGAUCAUAGGAGGGGUGGUGGAGUUCAUAAAGGAACUGCAAACGGUGUUGCAGUCUCUAGAGGCAAAGAAGCAAAGAAAGGCCUACAGCGAUGUGCUGAGCCCCAGGUCAGUUUCAAGUCCUAGACCCAUGUCAAGCCCCAGGCCCGCGCCUCUGAGCCCAAGAAUGAGCCUCCCCAUAAGCCCAAGGACUCCACAGCCAGCCAGCCCUUACAAGCCCAAGUUGCACCUUCAACACCAACAUCAGCAGCAACAGCAAGCACAGUCGCUGUCUUUUGUUAUGACUCCCUCCUUAAACUCCCCUCGUGAGGUUCACCACUACGACAACGGAGUGAAGGACCUCGCCGCCAACUCCAAGUCUCCGGUCGCCGACGUGGAAGUGAAGUUCUCCGGCCCCAACGUGCUGCUCAAGACCGUCUCACACAGGAUCCCCGGCCAGGCCCUUAAGAUAAUGACCGCCCUUGAGUGUCUGUCUCUGGAGAUACUCCAUGUCAGCAUAAGCACCGUUGACGACACCAUGCUCAACACUUUCACGAUCAAGAUUGGCAUCGAAUGCAAACUCAGCGCCGAAGAGCUCGCCCACGAAAUCCAGCAGACAUUCCAUCAACCCUAUUGAAGCAGAACUGUUUCCCUCUGCAACCCUAUGAAAGAAAACGAAACCCUAAUCUCUAGCUAACUAAGAGCCUAUCAUGUCCUUCUUUCUCUUUGUAUUUUUCUCUUUUUUCUGUUUCUGUGCUAUCAAUUCAGCGAGGUGCUGCUACAUGUAAAAGAUGACCUAUCAGUUUUUUGUUUGGACGAAUAGAGAAGAUGCGGCGGCUGCUGCUUUUAAUGGAGCAA
Nymphaea colorata (pocket water lily) is the source of this 1534-nucleotide messenger RNA. Its product is annotated as transcription factor SPEECHLESS. Gene Ontology annotation, cellular component: nucleus. The record is from RefSeq and is a predicted model, not a curated record. Gene Ontology annotation, molecular function: DNA-binding transcription factor activity; protein dimerization activity. Gene Ontology annotation, biological process: positive regulation of DNA-templated transcription; guard cell differentiation; stomatal complex development. Lineage: Eukaryota; Viridiplantae; Streptophyta; Magnoliopsida; Nymphaeales; Nymphaeaceae. The transcript is spliced from 3 exons. The coding region runs from base 240 to 1313 and encodes 357 amino acids.